Salvia splendens (bonfire salvia) is the source of this 1258-nucleotide messenger RNA. Its product is annotated as dehydrogenase/reductase SDR family member 12. NCBI's taxonomy places the organism in Eukaryota, Viridiplantae, Streptophyta, Magnoliopsida, Lamiales, Lamiaceae. Bases 78 to 1100 code for a protein of 340 amino acids. The transcript has 9 exons. The record is from RefSeq and is a predicted model, not a curated record.
AAGUAUAUUAGCCAAUAGCACAGGAGCUAUAUGCUAGCAGCGAUGCACGAUAGCAUUUCUUCGUCUACUCCCAAUUCAUGGGAAAAUCCGAUUUUUCAGUUCACAUUCAAAUUCGUAUUUCAAUUUCAUCAGUCGCCAUGUUUCUUCUCAAGACAUGGAGAUCAGUAGCAUUUGGGGUAUAUGGUUACCAGAAUUUCACCAAAAAGGGUUUUUUGGAGCAUUCAAAAAAUUUCAGAUCAGAAGAUAUGCAAGGACAAAUCGAAGGGAAGAACUGUGUUGUGACAGGGGCGAAUUCUGGCAUUGGCUAUGCAACUGCAGAGGGCCUAGCUGCACGUGGAGCAACGGUGUAUAUAGUGUGCCGGAGCAAGGAGAGAGGCGAGGCUGCACGCUCAAAGAUCCAGUCUGCAACAGGCAAUAAGAAUGUCCAUUUGGAGAUUUGUGAUGUUUCUUGCAUUGGCGAUGUGAAAACUUUGGCGUCGCGAUUUUCAGUGAAGGAUGAGCCUGUGCAUAUUCUGGUUAACAAUGCCGGUGUGCUCGAGCAAAACCGUCUCACUACCUCCGAAGGGCACGAGAUGAAUUUCGCGGUGAAUGUCCUUGGCACGUACACCAUGACCGAGCUCAUGCUGCCGUUGCUAGAGAAGGCUGCACCCGAUGCUCGGGUCAUCACGGUUGCAUCGGGUGGAAUGUACACCUCUCCAUUGACGGAAGAUCUGCAGUUCAACAGCAAGGAAUUCAACGGAGUCGAACAAUAUGCCCGGAACAAACGAGUGCAGGUGGCGUUGACAGAAAAAUGGGCAGAGACAAACAAGGACAAGGGAAUCGGGUUCUACUCAAUGCACCCGGGGUGGGCAGAGACGCCCGGAGUCUCCAAGAGUCUGCCCGAUUUCUCAAAAACGUUAUCGGGAAACCUAAGAACGAGCGAGGAAGGCGCUGAUACAGUGAUAUGGCUAGCCCUACAACCUAAAGAGAAGCUCGUCUCCGGAGGGUUCUACUUCGACCGGGCUGAGGCGCCUAAGCACCUGCCUUUCACAGCCACAAAGGGCUCACAUUCUGCUAUAGACUCCAUUGUAGGUAAACUCCAUAGUAUGGCCAAUUUAUAGUGAAACUGUAUACUAUAUAUAUUAAUAUAUAUAAAGAGAGGUUUGAUAUCUCACUGAGGAAAACCUGUUUGUCCAAUUCAUCAAAACUACUAAACACUACUAUAUAUUGAUUGAACAUUUGUUACAUUCGUAUCACUAUACACACAAGUGUUUGUAUU